Messenger RNA from Fusarium coffeatum, 1395 nucleotides. RefSeq lists its product as uncharacterized. Gene Ontology annotation, cellular component: extracellular region. The coding region runs from base 1 to 1395 and encodes 464 amino acids. The transcript is spliced from 2 exons. Lineage: Eukaryota; Fungi; Ascomycota; Sordariomycetes; Hypocreales; Nectriaceae. The record is from RefSeq and is a predicted model, not a curated record.
AUGAAGGCCUCUCUCACCUCUCUCCUCCUUGCCACCCUGGCCGGCUCUGCCGUUGCUCAAGACAAGAUCAACACGGCCAAGUUCGAUGAGGGCUUCCUUCGUGCUAACUCCGCCCCCAAUGCCAUCGGCAUGGGUGUCCUGCGCCAGCGCAAGACUGCUCUCUUUGAGAAGCAGGCUGCCUCUGGUGUCUUCGACAAGGACCGUUACAAGGUUGCCUCCUCUACAGCUUGUGUUGAUGGAAAGGCCGGGGGUUACUCCUGCAACAAUGUCGAUAUGAAGGGAUUCCUUCGUCACCAGGACAUGGGCAGCCGAACCCGUGUUGGUAACGAUGUUUGGGGAUGGACUCACUCCUCCGGACGAGAGUUUGCUCUCGUUGGUCAGUCUGACGGAACUGCCUUCGCCGAAGUCCACAAGGACGGAAGCUUGACUUACGUCGGCCGUCUCCCCACCCAGACCGUCGCUUCAUCUUGGCGCGACAUCAAGGUCAUCGGCAACUACGCCUACAUUGGAUCCGAAGCCGCCGAUCACGGUCUUCAGAUCUUUGACCUUACCAAGCUCAUCAAGGCUGACCCCAAGAACCCUCCCACCUACAGUGUCAGCCGAGACUUGACCGCCCACUUCACUGGCUUCGGCAGCAGCCACAACAUUGUCGCCAAUGAAGCUACCAACCUUAUCGCUGCUGUUGGUACCGAAUCCAGCCUCAAGUGUCGUGCUGGUCUCUGGAUGAUUGACGUGUCCAACCCUGCCCGACCCCAGGAUGCUGGCUGUGUCAGCAACGAUGGAUAUGUUCACGAUGCCCAGUGCAUCAUCUACCGUGGACCCCAAAAGGGUUACCAGGGUAAGGAGAUCUGCUUCAACUACAACGAGGAUGCUCUUACUAUCGUCGACAUCUCUCGACGCACCAUGCCCCGUCAAUUGUCGCGCACCACAUACAACGGCGCUACAUACACCCACCAGGGCUGGAUCACCGAGGACCACAAGUACCUCCUCCUCGACGAUGAGCUCGACGAGCAAGAGAAGACUGGUCCUGCAGCUGACCAGCACACCACCACUUACAUCGUCGAUAUUCAGGACCUCCAGUACCCUGUCUUCCGUGGUGUUUACAAGUCCCCUCAGCGCUCCAUCGACCACAACCAGUACAUCAUCGGUGGAGUUUCCUACCAAGCCAACUACGGCUCUGGCCUGCGCAUGGUCAACGUGUCCUCCAUCAACCAGGAUGACACUGGUGCUGGCUUUAACGAAAUCGGUUUCUUCGAUGUUCACCCCGAGGAUGAUGAGGUCGGUGGUGAGGCUGAGUUCUACGGUGCUUGGUCUGUCUACCCUUACUUCCAGAGUGGAAACAUUGUUGUUAGCUCUAUUGAGCGAGGACUCUUCUCUCUCCGAUACACUGGUUAA